This is a messenger RNA of Syngnathus acus (greater pipefish), 2830 nucleotides long. RefSeq names its product disintegrin and metalloproteinase domain-containing protein 23 (gene adam23b). The transcript is spliced from 26 exons. The record is from RefSeq and is a predicted model, not a curated record. Gene Ontology annotation, biological process: proteolysis. Bases 387 to 2720 code for a protein of 777 amino acids. Gene Ontology annotation, molecular function: metalloendopeptidase activity. Gene Ontology annotation, cellular component: presynaptic membrane. Lineage: Eukaryota; Metazoa; Chordata; Actinopteri; Syngnathiformes; Syngnathidae.
CCUGUGACACCACUUCCUGUCUCCGGGUUGUCUUUAAGUGUGCCCCUGCAGGACUUGCUCGUGCACAUCGAGGAGGAGUCUGCCGAUGGACUUCCAGUAGCUGCACGGCCGCCGCCUUCUCCGCGCUCCCCUCGUCCUCCGCGCUCCUUUCCUCCCCCUCCCUCCCUUUGCUUUCUUCCUCCCAUCAUCAUCAUCACCAUCAUCUGCAGCAGCAGGAGCAGCAGCAGCAGCAGUCCAGUGCCUCCCGGACCUAUGAAGAAAGCGCCCCCUCUCAUCCUCCCCAUCAGUCUGAUCAUCGGCACCACCCUGCCAGCCACGAUGGGUUGCAAGCGCCACGCUACCUUGUUGUCUUGAUAUCGAGAUAUUUCAAUCAUCAAAUAUGAAUCAUGCGUUUGAUAUUUCUGGACACUUUGCUCGUCAGCAUCCUCACGCUUUGGCUUCACGCAUCACCAGCGUCAUCCGCUUCUCACAGUGCAGAGGACAAGGUUGAGAGGGACGCAGUGCCGGUGAAGCAACAGGCGACUGCAGCACCCGUUUCGAAAAACACAGGCCACCAUGCAACCGAGCAGGUGAUCGCCUACCCAUCUCGCCUCAUCUACUACCUAAACGAGGACUCUGAGAGUGCCUAUCAUGACCUGGACACGCGGGCCAGGAGCCAAGCCGCAGAGGGUCAGUCGAUCCACCUUGCUCAGGUCAGCUUCCAACUCGAUGCUUUCGGCACCCGAUUUGUUCUGGAUCUAACCUUGAACAAUGACCUGCUCUCUUCAGAUUAUGUUGAGAUCCAUUACGAGGGGGAUAAACCCGUCCUAUCAAAGGGCGGCGAGCACUGUUACUACCACGGGCAGGUGAGAGGCAACGAUGACUCCCGCGUGGCCUUAUCUACCUGCAACGGGCUGCAUGGGAUGUUUGACGACGGAGCCUAUGUGUAUCUAAUUGAGCCACUGCAACAGACUCAUUCGCUCGAUGGAGCUGGACGGCCUCACCAGCUCAGAAGAGCUGCCUCGUUUCAGUGGAAAAAUGAGUCACAGCAACUGGCGGAGGAGGAGAGGCUCUUCUCGGAGCUGGAUGACUUGUCCUGGCUGAAGCGGCGGAAAAAGCGAGCCAUAUCUGUAUUUGAGGAGAUGAAAUACUUGGAGAUCAUGAUUGUCAGUGACCACAGUAUGUACAAACACAAAACCAAGCAGCACACCAGGAAUUUUGCCAAGUCUGUGGUGAAUCUUGUGGAUGCUGUCUUCAAAGAGCAGCUGCAAACACGUGUGGUGCUGGUUGCUUUGGAGAUCUGGACGGACAAAAAUCCGAUUCCGAUCAGCGUGCGGCCGCUGGAAAUGCUGCGUGAUUUUUCCAAGUACCGUCAGCAGAGCAUCAAGCACCAUGCAGACGCCGUACAUCUCUUCUCAAAUGUGACCUUUCACUAUCGCAGAAGCAGCGCAGCCUACUUUGGAGGCAUGUGUUCUGUGAGCCGGGGGGUUGGCGUCCAUGAGUACGGCAACACCUGGUCCAUGGCUGGCUCUUUAUCUCAGAGCCUGGCUCAGAACCUGGGCAUCCAAUGGGACCCUGCAUCAAAGAGAAAGGAAUGCGGUUGCACUGACUCGUGGACCGGCUGCAUAAUGGAGGACACUGGUGUCCAACACCCUCGGAAAUUCUCCAAAUGCAGCAUUUCCGACUACAAGGACUUUCUCCUUAAAGGCGGAGGCUCGUGUUUGUUUAAUAGGCCCACAAAGUUGUUCGAGGGCAACGAGUGCGGGAACGGAUUUGUGGAAGUGGGCGAAGACUGCGACUGCGGCGCGAGAGCUGAGUGCUACAAGGGAUGCUGCAAAAAGUGCUCGCUGGCCAACGGGGCGCACUGCAGCGACGGCCCCUGCUGCAAUACCACGUGCCUGUUCUUCCCACGAGGUUACAGUUGCCGCUAUGCUGUGAAUGACUGCGACAUUUCAGAAACUUGCUCCGGGGACUCUGGACAGUGCCCUCCCAACCUUCAUAAACAAGAUGGAUACCUCUGCCAGGUGAACCAGGGGCGGUGCUACAGUGGAGAGUGUAAGACCAGAGAGAACCAAUGCAGAUACAUCUGGGGGCCAAAGGCCGGGGGCUCGGAGAAAUUCUGCUACGAGAAGUUAAACACCGAAGGCACGGAGAAAGGCAACUGCGGAAGGGACGGCGACAAAUGGAUCCAGUGCAGCAAACACGAUGUCUUCUGUGGUUAUCUCUUGUGCGCCAACAUCGGCCGCAACCCCCGCAUUGGAACGAUGAAAGGAGAAAUCACCCCCACCUCUUUCAACCAUCAAGGCAGGCUGAUAGACUGCAGCGGUGGGCACGUUCUUUUGGACGACGAGACCGAUUUAGGCUACGUGGAUGACGGGAGUCCUUGUGGGCCGUCAAUGAUGUGCCUUGACCACAAGUGUCUGUCCAUCCAGUCGCUCAACAUUAGCACUUGCCCUAUCGGACCCAAUGGACAAGUUUGCUCCGCCCAUGGGGUGUGCAACAACGAAGCCACGUGUACUUGUGACACCACGUGGGCGGGGACAGACUGUAGUAUGCCCGACCCACCUAAAAUCCCCGAGACGACUCCAACUCAAGGGCCCAAGGUGAGCGUGGCCACUAACAGGCUGAUAGGGGCAGUAGCAGGGACCAUUCUGGCCCUGGGGGUGAUUUUUGGAGGCACAGGGUGGGGAAUAGAAAAUGUGAAGAAGCGGCGGUACGACCCCAACGCCACAGCCAUUUAACACUGAAGGGCGCACGCCAUUCGCAGACGGACUCCCCCAAGGCUUCCUUAGUUGGCUACCUGACACCCAGACUGCACUUAUUCCUGCUGACUUUUUUGGCAUUAGAUUUA